Molecule: messenger RNA, 603 nt
Organism: Eutrema salsugineum
Lineage: Eukaryota; Viridiplantae; Streptophyta; Magnoliopsida; Brassicales; Brassicaceae
Product: putative RING-H2 finger protein ATL71
Exons: 1
Coding region: 1-603 (200 amino acids)
Source: RefSeq, a predicted model, not a curated record
AUGAAUUCGACGGCAGUGCCAGCUGACUCAGACCGCUGGCUAUCAGCCACCGAUAGGAUCGGUGGAUUCGCUUACGGGCUCGGUGUCUCCGUUGGUAUACUUCUCCUAAUUACCACAAUCACCCUCACUUCUUAUUAUUGCACUCGAAGCCAUAUCUCCGCCUCUCCCACAACCACUCCAAGGACAAGACGCCGGCAACUUAGACAAACCAAUGAAACUUCGACACCUGGCGAAGAACGGUUUUACUUGGACGGUGACGAUCAAAACGACGACGUGGUGGUGGUGGUCGAAGUCUUGGGGCUAAACGAGGAGGUGAUCAAGGGUUUUCCUAAGCUUCCUUACGAAGAGGCUCGUGUGAGUUAUAGCUUGCAAAGGGAUUCGACUACGACGUCGUGUUGCUCUAUAUGUCUUGCCGAUUACAAGACCACCGAUAUGGUCAGGGUUUUGCCCGAUUGUAACCAUUUGUUCCACGACAAGUGCGUUGACCCGUGGCUCAGGCUUCAUCCCACGUGUCCCGUAUGUCGUACGUCUCCAUUACCAUCUCCGGCGAUGACACCUGUCGCCGACGUUGUUCCCUUUUCCCGCCGGCCCAUGGAUAUUUGA